Molecule: messenger RNA, 1314 nt
Organism: Juglans microcarpa x Juglans regia
Lineage: Eukaryota; Viridiplantae; Streptophyta; Magnoliopsida; Fagales; Juglandaceae
Exons: 9
Coding region: 284-1180 (298 amino acids)
Source: RefSeq, a predicted model, not a curated record
GCCUGAAGCCGCCUAGCCAACCUUUUGGGCCAGCUCUGCUUCCAACUGUGGGAAGAUUCGGUUGUCAAUUGUAUUAAGUUGGAAGCUUUGAGCCUUUAACCUUUUUUAUGCUCUUUCGUUGCACUUCUUGACAUGAGUUCAUCGGGCAUUUCUCUUUCUUCUCAUUAAAUUUAGGAAGUGCUUUCUCAAAGCUGUGGUUAAUGAUUCUCAAAAUUGGAAAAGCAAUGGGUAAUUUCUAGAUGGGGCCACAUGUUCAUCACUGCAGGAUCUUCUGGAUAUUUGCAUGAUAAGGGACUAUAUAUUCUUGAAGAUGGAUUCUGUUGGGAAAACCAUUCAUGGAGCCAAAUACGAGUGCUUGCUCUUUGAUAUGGAUGAUACUCUGUACCCCAUGAGCACAGGUCUCAACUUGGCUUGCCGCAAGAACAUCGAAGGGUUCAUGUUACAACAUUUGCAUAUGGAAGAAGCUGACGUACCAAGGUUGUGCUUGGAAUUGUACAAGGAAUACGGGACAACAAUGGCCGGCCUGAAGGCUCUUGGUUAUGAAUUUGACAACGAUGAGUUUCAUGCUUAUGUCCAUGGAAGACUACCCUACGAGGUUCUUAAGCCCGAUCCAGCUUUAAGGAACCUUCUACUUUCUCUGCCACAAAAGCGUAAAAUUAUCUUCACUAAUGCUGAUAAAGCACAUACAGCUCAAGUUCUCAGCAGGUUGGGUUUGGAAGAUUGUUUUGAAGGCAUCAUUUGCUUUGAAACGCUUAACCCUCCCCUUGAACCAGUUGCUGAUUGCAAUAAUGUACUAGAUCAUGGUGAUGCAGCCCUCACCGGAGGAGCCUCUGAGGCCAAUGCCACUGGUUUAAGUUUAACUGAUGGUAGAAGUUUCAGCUCCAAGUCCCGAGUCCUCUGCAAACCAUCUGUGGAAGCCAUUGAAGCUGCCAUUCGAACAGCAAACAUUGACCCGAAUAAAACAAUUUUCUUUGAUGACAGUGUUCGAAAUAUUGCUAGUGGGAAAGCAGCCGGACUCCAUACUGUUAUCGUGGGGAGCUCAACACUGGUGCCCGGUGCAGACCAUGCCUUGAGAAGUAUCCACAAUAUCAAAGAAGCACUACCUGAAAUAUGGGAAGGAGGAGGACAGAUUGUGCAGGUUAUUCAGCCCAGUGCUGUUGCAACCGUUAUCCUUGCAUAGUUUCCCCUUAGCCACACAAUUAUGUAAACUUCCCAUACAACAUUGUAAGUAAAGUGACUGCAGAAUUCCCUAUGUUAAAAGCUUCUUACAAUCUCACCAAAAGGGUAAAGGAUACAAAGAUCAUAUUCUCCAAA